AUGGAAGAAUUGGGUGAUCGGGAAUCCUGUGGUUGGGUUGGGAAGGAGGAGGCCAAAUGGAUAAAGCAUUACCGCAGCUCUCAUAGGAUACUGCUUGUGGGGGAGGGCAACUUCUCAUUUGCAGCUUCCCUCGCCGACGCUUUUGGCUCUGCUUCCAACAUUUUCGCUACUUCUCUCGACCCCAAAGAUGAGGUAAUGCGGAAGCAUCCAAGUGCGAGAGGCAACCUGGAAAGACUGGAGAGCCUGGAAUGUACCAUUAUUCAUGAAGUGGAUGCCCACACCAUGAGCCUUCACCCCUCCCUCUCCCGUCUCCCCUUCGACAGAAUUGUGUUUAACUUCCCCCACGCUGGCUUUAUACUCCCAGAACACAAUCAUAUGCAAAUUCUGCUUCACCAGGAGUUGGUGAAGGGUUUCUUUGGGAGUGCAGUGGAUAUGCUGGCUGGGGGUGGAGAAGUGCACGUCACCCACAAGACGGCUCAUCCAUUCAGCAAGUGGGAGAUAGAGGAGCUGGCAGGGGAGUGUGGGCUGAGCCUGGCUGAGAGGGUGGAAUUCUAUAUAUGGGAUUACCCAGGUUAUGAGAACAAAAGAGGAGCUUCUACUCGCAGCGACGAGACAUUUCCCGUUGGUGAAUGCUCUACUUUUAAGUUUUCACAUUUCCCCUUUGGUUAA
Molecule: messenger RNA, 669 nt
Organism: Malania oleifera
Lineage: Eukaryota; Viridiplantae; Streptophyta; Magnoliopsida; Santalales; Ximeniaceae
Exons: 3
Coding region: 1-669 (222 amino acids)
Biological process (GO): rRNA base methylation
Cellular component (GO): cytoplasm
Molecular function (GO): rRNA (uridine-N3-)-methyltransferase activity
Source: RefSeq, a predicted model, not a curated record